Molecule: messenger RNA, 813 nt
Organism: Suillus discolor
Lineage: Eukaryota; Fungi; Basidiomycota; Agaricomycetes; Boletales; Suillaceae
Exons: 8
Coding region: 1-813 (270 amino acids)
Source: RefSeq, a predicted model, not a curated record
AUGGUUGCAGUAGUAGAGUGCUUGAGAGCAGAUGCUGACAGAGCAGCAGAUGAGGGACUCUUCACGCUUCCAGAAGCAUGCUGUCCAGCUUUACUGGUCCUCUUAGUGGUAGAUGUUUGCACAAGUGCACAUGAAGAGAGUAUUGUCUUCAUCACUAUUCUUAUACUUACAAGAAUAAUAAAUAAUCUGAAUAUUCUCAUACUGAUGCAGAUCGUGAGAACUUUGGUUCAUUUUUUCUUCUUCAUAAUGGACAACCUCAAAAGCAAGACAACUGAGCUAGUGGCAGCUCUGACCAGGAGGGUUGGAGAGAUCAUAGGCAAUUCAACUGAACUAGGUGUCCUUCAAGAUGAAUAUGAAAUCACCCGGGCCACCCUGACAAUUGCGCAUGCCAUGGUCAACCCCAUCAAUAUUGAUUGGGAUGUGGACCGGUAUGCUGAGAAGGUCAAAUUGUCACCACCAAAUCUGGACGGGUUGCCAUCUGCUGAAACAGAUAGACUGAAGAAGUUCUUCCCUGAAGAGCAUGUCAACCAUAUCACUGUUGGCUUGAGGGAUACUCUUCUCAAAUCCCUUACAAAUAAGAACACUUGGAGGGAUGAGGGCUAUAUGGUCCCAGAUGGUGGGGGGGAGUUUGGGGCUGGUAGAAUAACAGUGGUUCCUGCAUACUUCAUGCAAAGACAAGAGCGACUAAUGGAUCUGUUGGUGACAUCGGAGUCUUAUAAAUCGAAGAAGGUCCAACAAUGGAUGGCAGCUUUGACAAUAUCAGAAGUUCUAUGGAAUGCCAUAACUGCUAUGGUGGCGCCAGAUCUUUUCUAA